CGGAUGUCGGAAAUUGUUGAUUCAGUAAUGUUAAGUUUCCUUUUGCUGUGAACAUUGCCCUUGCAAGUUGGAAACGUACGUCAGACAAGCAAGUUGUGCCUUUAAAUCGGAUGACUGUACGGCGGAUAACCGGGUAUUAUUGACUGCGAGUUCGACGAACGUUCAAUUCUGAACCUCUAACUGGCCCCUGCGACAAGCAAAUACUGGUACAUCGCCGUCACAUAUAUCCAGAAACCUGCAAUCCAAUCAUCGCAUAAAUAUCUGAUUCGAACAAUUGGUGGUGACGUACUGCAGAUCGGAGUCUAGCAAUUCAGAUCUCAGCUGAUAAACUCUCCAGAUGUCUUUCGUUCCUCCUGAACUUGUCUUAUGCAUCUUAGAACACGGGUACUACACCUCGCUGCGCACCCCAAACUAUACCCUCCUCAAAACUGCUGCGCUGGUGUGCAAGACCUGGUCAGGACCUGCACAAACCUUACUCUUUCGUUGCGCCACAAAACUUGAGCAACACAAUAUCCCCAUAUUUCGUGCAGCACUACUCUCUUCGCCAGGCCGGGGGAAAGCCUUAGGUGAAUGUGUACGAAUCCUCGAAAUAUCAAUCGGGGGAACUUCGAAUGGGGGACUCGGAUGCAGUGCGGAUGACUUUGUAAUCCUUCUGCAAGCUUGCCCUCAGUUGUACGAGCUCGCGCUGAGCAUCACCGGAUUACACGAAUUCGAGGAGGAGAUACUAAAGAAGCUGGGAGAUGUAGGGAGGAAAAUAAAAGCGCUUACACUGGUGCAGUGUGGACUUCAAUCGCCCAUCCUUUUCCAAUUGCUCAAGAUAUGGAAUAACAUCCAAUUUCUCAAAAUUGAAAAGGAGAUUGCGGCGUGGCCAUGGCGCACUGCCACUACGCCGGUUCUGCGGAUGAAUACCGACGCUGACGAGUUGGCACACCGACCUGGUGCAGAGGUCUGCUUGUAUGAGCUUGCCCUGACGAGGUUUCCAACACCAGAUGUUUUAACCUGGUUGCUUGAAUCAUCCGCCGACUCCCUGCGCAUCCUAGAGCUGCGAGAUAUACCAGGACCCACGCAUCGAAGUAUUCUUUCUCUGCACGCGCCGCGACUUCGCUCCCUCCGUCUCGGGCACUACAAUAUCUAUUCUGCUGCUCUGCUCCGUAUGUGCACUGCUCUGGAAGAGCUAGUAAUUUACCAUGUGCCCACACAUUUUCCACUAGCACCCGACCUCCCGCCCACUAUCGAACACCUUUCUUUCAGAAAUCCCAAUCACGUUUACCGCAACACGCUCCAGCCUAUUAUCGAAGCAGUGGAUGCGCUCCCAAGCCUUAAAGUUCUGACGUGUGACAAGAACGCAGAGCAGCUGGUUGGAGAUUAUGAGAUAUUGAAGGCGAAAUGUAGAAUGAAGGGUACAGAGGUUGUCGUGUCAGAUAUACCGUUCUGGGUGUAUGAGGACCCUGUCAAGGUACACCGUUUUCCUCGAACUCGUUCUGUGUCGAACUUCGAUGCGAUGUUUUAAACACGAGAAAAGAACCAAAGAAACUGCCGGCGCUAAUUUUUUGUGGUAUACGUCACGAGCUUAAAUCACUACACUAUGGGAAAGAUAUAGUCGGAACCCCUAUGGAAGAUUUGCGACAGGCUAUAUCUCAACACGUUGGUACGGGUUUCUGUGGAUCUCAUUCAUCGCGAACAUUCGAGGGCUGCAAAUCUAUAACAACCGGCUCAAAAAAAACAAACCAGGGUGAAAAGCAGGACGAGAGGCUAAAAAGCGACACUUGAAUACAAUCGAAGCAGACACCAGCCUGACAGCAGGGUAGGUCCACGGAUAAUUUGGUAGAGAACGUGUUUGCUGCAGGCCAAACCCAAGUCAGGAACAUCUCAAAAUACAC
Suillus plorans is the source of this 1880-nucleotide messenger RNA. RefSeq lists its product as uncharacterized. Bases 338 to 1510 code for a protein of 390 amino acids. The transcript has 4 exons. The record is from RefSeq and is a predicted model, not a curated record. NCBI's taxonomy places the organism in Eukaryota, Fungi, Basidiomycota, Agaricomycetes, Boletales, Suillaceae.